Limulus polyphemus (Atlantic horseshoe crab) is the source of this 4497-nucleotide messenger RNA. RefSeq lists its product as uncharacterized. The transcript is spliced from 4 exons. The record is from RefSeq and is a predicted model, not a curated record. Lineage: Eukaryota; Metazoa; Arthropoda; Merostomata; Xiphosura; Limulidae. Bases 223 to 1269 code for a protein of 348 amino acids.
GAUUAGCAUCGUCACGUGCCAACUUGUUUCUGUGUUGCCCUGAGAAACAAUGGCUGAAGGACGGCCAUUGAUGUUUUAACCCUAAAUACUGUCGCAGAUACACUGGAUCUACCACCAGAUGGCUUUAAGCACGUGUUUACCAACACGAAAAUCUGCGGGUUGAAAUAAACUAGCAUAAUAAAUCAUUCUAUCUAGAGCGACCUGACACUCGGCUGUACUGUCAUGAAGCUGAUGAAGUGGAUGGAGGGACACUUCAGUCGCUCCCGACGGAAGGGGAGCAAGGAGAGAGAGAAAGAGCCACGGACACAUGAACCAGAAAGGUUGUCACACCCAGAUGUGAACGAUAACACUUAUACCAGUUGUUUCUCCCAACAAGUUGCAACUCAACUCCCAGGGGGAUGUUAUACCCCUCAACCCCUCUCAAGACAAGUGAAGAAAGUGCCUAACAUUCGCACGAGCUUCUUAGAUCUCGCUGCCGUGCAUGACGUCAAUUCUCCACGACAGCGAUCACGUAUUCGAACCAAUCCGUGGCUUAGUUCCACUAGAAGUUCCAUCUGUAGUUCCGUGGACAGCGGUUGGGGCAGUUCUCCGUCCUCAAGUCCUUCCGAGAGUUCCGAAACAACCGAGACACAAAAUAGAACACUUGGACCGUGUGUUUUAUCGUCGUCCAUAGGACGUGGUCGUGACGUUAGCCUGAUUUCAACUCCACAAUUAUCAUUCCCUGAAGUUUCGAUCACAAGAGACUCUGACCAGCUGUCAAGUACCACAUCCAAAUCUAGCUCAGACCUCCGGAUCAUUCAAGGACUUGGUCCUCCAGCAUUGCCUUUCUCUAGUAAGCACGGACCACAGAAUCCAACAUUUGACGUUAAUGAAGCGUUUCCUGAACAGCUUUCUGAAAACGGUGAACAAGACAAGAACUCUAUUCUGGAAGUGUUAAGUAAUCCGGUGGUAGAUGGUGCGUGUUCUAGCACCACUUCCAGAACUUCCACGAUUCACAUCAACAACAUUUCGGAAUCACUGGACGACAAAGUGAAGCGCUUACGAGCCGAGCGCUGUCUCGUCCAGGAGAAAAUCAACCAGAUUCGUGAAGAACAGCAGUUACGGAAGGAAGAAGGGAUGAUGCUUCAUCAGGAGCUUUUAGAAUAUCGCAGGAUGCUUUUGUUGCGUACUUUGAAAGGCCUUCGUCUUCGUGUGGAGCAACAAAACGAAAGGUUACUAAGGGCGUAUAGCACAACCCAAGAACUGAGGAUAAAAUGGACAGAAACGUAGGUGUCGUACGAAUAAUUAUUUCUAUUGACAAUGGCUGUACAUCAUCACUAUGAUUUGUAGCUUAAAUGUGAUGAUGUUCACACGACUGCUGAAUGCUCUCCAAAUAUUGUAUUUUCCCUUUCCCUCUACACUUAAAUUCAAGUAAUUCAAUGCAAAAUUAAAAGAUGUUAGAAGUAAAUAUUGGGACAACUGAACCACAAUCGUAAAACUGAGACUGUUCUGGUGGCCUAUAAUUUGUUCUGAGACUGUUCUGGCGGCCUAUAAUUUGUUCUGAGACUGUUCUGGUGGCCUAUAAUUUGUUCUGAGACUGUUCUGGUGCCCUAUAAUUUGUUCUGAGACUGUUCUGGUGCCCUAUAAUUUGUUCAACAUGAUACGAAAUUUUCUUGCUUUUAGGAUUCUAGUAAACAGCUAAUUGUUCAAAAUCCUUCCAGUUCAUGUCAGUUGUUCACAAUUCUUCUAAUUCGUGGAUAACGAUUUUCUUGGAGAAAGUUGGUGGAGAGAUAUAGCUGUUGGAGUAUUAUUAGGGAGUUGUAUCAUGUUACUGAAGAAAGAUUACUGCAACAACACAGUGUGUCUAAAGUAAAGUUUUACUGUUGGAAUUUGAAUUCUAUGGAUCUUAUGCUUUCACUUUCAAAACAGCACUUGAAAAAAGUGUGAUGUUUUCAUUGUUACAAAGCAUUCUUACAUAAGUAAGUUGUUUUAAUUGUUACAAAAGCAGUCUUUAACAAGUGCGGUAUUUACAUUGUUACAAAAGCAGUCUUAUAUAAGUGUGGUGUUUACAUUGUUACAAAAGCAGUCUUUAACAAGUGUGGUAUUUUCAUUGUUACAAGAACAGUCUUAUAUAAGCGUGGUGUUUUCAUUGUUACAAGGGCAGUCUCUAACAAGUGUUGUAUUUACGUUGUUACAAAAGCAGUCUUUAACAAGUGUGGUUUUUACAUUGUUACAAAAGCAGUCUUAACAAGUGUGGUAUUUACAUUGUUACAAAAGCAGUCUUUAACAAGUGUGGUAUUUUCAUUGUUAGAAGAACAGUCUUUAACAGGUGUGGUAUUUUCAUUGUUACAAGAACAGUCUUAUAUAAGUGUAGUGUUUUUAUUGUUACAAGAACGGUCUUUAACAAGUGUGGUAUUUACAUUGUUACAAAAGCUGUCUUUAACAAGUGUGGUAUUUACAUUGUUAGAAAAGCUGUCUUUAACAAAUGUGGUAUUUUCAUUGUUACAAGAACAGUCUUAAAUAUAUAUGAUGUCUUCAAUGUUGUGACAAGAUCAGCUUUAAGCGAAUAGUGUUUCAUCAAAAUCUACAUUUGGGUUGUUAAAUUGUACUAGAAUAUCCAAGCAGCUUUAAAACAACUUUAUCACCAGAACCAAGAUUCUAUAGGCAGAUAACCAUCACAAUAAGCUCCAGAUUGUGUCCUUCGCUUACAAUACCCACAGUUCUCAGAAGAAAAAAAUCUAUCUAUAGUUGUUUGUCGUCUGUAUUGAAAACGAUUUCCAUCCUUCGGUCAACCCUGAAAGUUUUAAACAGAGCAAGUAUAUACCGGGAUCGAGUUGUUGUUUCGAAAUAUUUAAGAAGAUAAAUUUUCAUUAUGCCACAUUGAUUACUAUAAGACAACUAUUAUGAACUUAUGAAACGAACACUAAUGUUUGUCCAAGCUUGGAUGAAUAAAAUUUCCGAAAAUAAAUUUACACUUAUCGUCAAUUAAAUCAUUAUUUAAUGAAAUCUCAGUAUUAGCACAGCUAGCUACAGGAAAUAAUCCAACUCCAACUGAUAGAAUCACUGAAAUCUUAUCGUGCUUUACGUGGUAUAUUAACAGCGUGACAAACGAUUGUUUCAUCUGAUAGAAUUAAUGAAAUCUUAUCGUGCUUUACGUUGUAUAUUAACUACGUGACAAAGAUUGUUUCAUCUGAUAGAAUCACUGAAAUCUUAUCGUACUUUACGUGGUAUAUUAACAACGUGACAAAGGAUUGUUUCAUCUGAUAGAAUUACUGAAAUCUUAUCGUACUUUACGUGGUAUAUUAAUAACGUGACACAAGAUUGUUUCAUCUGAUAGAAUUACUGAAAACUUAUCGUACUUUACGUGGUAUAUUAACAACGUGACACAGGAUUGUUUCAUCUGGUAGAAUUACUGAAAUCUUAUCGUACUUUAUGUGGUAUAUUAACAACGUGACACAGGAUUGUUUCAUCUGGUAGAAUCACUGAAAUCUUAUCGUACUUUACGUGGUAUAUUAACAACGUGACAAAGAAUUGUUUCAUCUGAUAGAAUCACUGAAAUCUUAUCGUACUUUACGUGGUAUAUUAACAACGUGACAAAGAAUUGUUUCAUCUGAUAGAAUCACUGAAAUCUUAUCGUACUUUACGUGGUAUAUUAAGAACGUGACACAGGAUUGUUUCAGCUGAUAGAAUUACUGAAAUCUUAUCGUACUUUACGUGGUAUAUUAACAACGUGACAAAGGAUUGUUUCAUCUGUUAGAAUCACUGAAAUCUUAUCGUACUUUACGUGGUAUAUUAACUUUUUUGCCUAAAUUGACAUACUAAAAUAACUAAUUCUACGUUAGGCUCAGCUUAUUAUGUUGAAAGAUUGCUUAUUUUCCCGCCUACAUAUGUCGAAGUAUAGAAAACCAACGUGACUCUCCAGGAGUAAAGCGACAUCUUCUGGUCAACAAAUGAAGUGCCCUAGUAAACAUAAUAUUCUUACAUUCCAGAUUGUAUAGUCUAUGUUCGUGUAAUUGGUGUAUGCAUUUUUAGUGUAAUUUAUCCUGCAAUAUGGUACUUAUAGAUGUAAAAAUAAAAUGAGCUGGAAUUCAAACAAACUUAAAAUAUUAUAUUAGUAAUUUGAUUAUCCAAAAUAGAUUUCAAAAUACAUUGGAUUUUCAAUUAAAACUUAAACGAACUUGAGCUAAAUUAUUUGAUUCACAAUCGCACAAUCGCCACCUGCCGUUAGGCCUUUAAAGUUAAAAGGUUUCAAAAAAAUAAUCGUAUAAUAUUUUACAUCCAAGUACGUAAGUUAAAUAAUAUUUCAUACACAAUAAUGAAAAUUUAAAUAUUCCAACAAUAGUUUUACAGCCGGUAAUGACAGUCGAAAUAUUUGUACAAUGUUUUACAUCGAAGUAUAGAAGUUGAAUAUUCCAACAAUAUUUCAUACACAAUAAUGAAAAUUUAAAUAUUCCAACAAUAGUUUUACAGCCGGUAAUGGCAGUCGAAAUAUUUGUACAAUGUUUCAUAUACAAAGUU